CGGCUCCGCCCUCAGUCGCGUGUCGCUUCCUGGAGCCGUUCACUGACUUCGCUGUAAACAAAAGUUAGAAACGGUUCAAAAUCAUCCUCACAGUCCGCGGAAAAGACAUGCAUAUCAAAACAGGUUCCUGGGAAGCUGCUACUACAGUCUGUGAGUCCGACCCUCUGUGCGACCCUGCGGUGCUUGUUUCUGCUGCAAACUCUGAGCCCCAAAUCCGCAACCGGCGCUUGUCUCCCGGAUCAGGCAGCGGAGGCGGGGGAGGAGGAGGAGGCUGCAUCCCAGAAAACAACCAACAGCAAGCCCCACGCCAAAUCUCCCCCGAAAUCUACGUCCCCCCAAAUGGACAACCACAAGGUCCAGCAGUACGCAAAGAGAAGGAACGUAAGGCACACAAAGGCAGGAGUGCGCGCAGAGAGAGCCACAAGGGGGCAAAAGAGAGGAAGGUGUCACAGAAGGAGCGCUGGGUGAAGGAGAGUCUCUCUCUUCUAAAGCCUCCUCCGGCCUUCCCCGUUCAGGACAGCCCCGCCAAACUGCAGCCUGCCGUCAGCUACGCCUCCAAAGUGAAGGCAGGGGCAGCUACAGGUGGGCUCGAGGAGGACCGCCCAGCCAUUGGUGUUCUGCUGCAGAACCAAUGGGGUCUGAGUUUCAUCAGUGAAGCGCGUCCUGUUCCAGAGACCUCCGAGUCUCAACCCCCAAAGGAGAUGUGUGCAGAAGGGCUGUGUGCAGAGGACCCGGAAGGCCCACGUGCGGAAGGCCCACGUGCGGAAGGCCCACGUGCGGAAGGCCCACGUGCGGAAGGCCCACGUGCGGAAGGCCCACGUGCGGAAGGCCCACGUGCGGAAGGCCCACGUGCGGAAGGCCCACGUGCGGAAGGCCCACGUGCGGAAGGCCCACGUGCGGAAGGCCCACGUGCGGAAGGCCCACGUGCGGAAGGCCCACGUGCGGAAGGCCCACGUGCGGAAGGCCCACGUGCGGAGGAGCCCAGUCCAGUUGCCACACCCCUUGCAACAAACAUACGCCCCCGACAGGAAGACGAGGAGAACAGCAAAUUGCUCCUCUGCUGUCGCCAUCUAGUGGAGGCUUUGAAUUAUCACAGUAGAGAAUGGAAUGCUAUAUGCAGCAGAGAAAAAAAAGAUCCCCAAAAAAUAGUUUGGUACAACCCAAUUCAAGAUAAACCUGAUGUCCAUCCCACCAGAUGCACAUAAAAAACUACAAAAAGGUACCCGAAAAAAAAUGAAACAAUGGACAGAUUUUCUAAGCCCCUUUCACUGUCAGGACACUUUUUGGACUAUGGACUUUUUAAUGCCUUACAAUGCCUGCCUUAAUCAAACCAUUUCUUCAUUUGUUGAAUUUUAAAAGCUUAUAUGAGUUCAUAAUGAUGUUUUUUAAAUCUCUAAGUAGCUGUAAGUACAUUUUUUCACAAUGGUAAUGUUGCAAAGCUGUAGUUUUAACAAAUCUCUUCUCUGUAAAGCGAGUAGUCAAUCAAGCACUUUGUUAUGAAAGAAUAAUAUUGAGACCGAUUUGUCCCCAUUUUUGGAUUUGGAAGAAUGUCUAAAAGUUGUAUACAAAGGUUUACAUGAGGGUGUAGCACAGAAAGCACAAUACCAUUCACCCUUUAUCAGAUUUAAUGCUUUUAUUCAGUUUUUUUUUUUCCAGUUGUGUUUUCCUCCUACAGGGAUUUUACCAUGUUCAGUAUAUGUUGAUUGUUUUUUUGUUUUUUUUGUUUUGGAAAUGAAUUUAUUGAAAUAAUAAAAUUUACACUGGAGAAGGAAUGUGAGAACAGUAUUGCUUAAUAAAAGAAAUAAACUUGA
This is a messenger RNA of Periophthalmus magnuspinnatus, 1811 nucleotides long. RefSeq lists its product as uncharacterized. Gene Ontology annotation, cellular component: nucleoplasm; cytoplasmic stress granule. NCBI's taxonomy places the organism in Eukaryota, Metazoa, Chordata, Actinopteri, Gobiiformes, Gobiidae. Gene Ontology annotation, molecular function: RNA binding. The coding region runs from base 108 to 1205 and encodes 365 amino acids. The record is from RefSeq and is a predicted model, not a curated record. The transcript is spliced from 5 exons.